UAACUGUCUUGUAAAUAAGUCUCGUGUAGUUUGCAUUCUGUUACAACAAUUGCAGUUUAGAUUUUAUUGUACUGCAUUUAUUGGAUUUUCUGAUAUUGACGUCCUUCUCUAUCUUACCGUCUGGACUGUAAAACAGCGAAUUGAAGUUGAAAUUGAAAGUUCUGCAGGGUUGACUAACUGGGCUUCGAUGCCUGGCCAAGUCUCCGUCGUUCUCCAGAGGCGCCGCGGUGUCAUUGUUGAUAGCCUCGUCAAAUUGCCAGUAUAGAGUUUGAUUCGAUUCGGGUGUGAUCGCAAAUCCUGGAAAUCCCUAACGAGCGAUUCGUCUUCCGUCAACAAGCACUUGGUUGAAUCAGUAAGAAACCCCAAUUAAGUGUCUUGUUGGGUUGUCUUAAUGGAUUCGACGAUUAUGGACAAUUAUAGAUUCAAAAGCUGCUCCCUUUUCUCCCUGUUCAAUGAACCGUUUGCUGAUACCGUAGAUGUUGUUUACCCAAAUUGUAAUUUUUAUGGUCCAGGCAGGGUUGUGGGUUGUUGUAAUGGGUAGAUUUUGCAUUCGGCUUUGGUUAUGAUUCUUGCAACAAAGUUUACAGAGUGGUAACUAGCUCCCCUUAUAGUUAGAGAAGAAUGGUUAGGGUAAGGGUGUAUUCGUGGAGGACCAAUUCUUGGAGGAAUCAAGAUUGUGAAUUUGAUCCUCAGUCAAUUUGUUGGUGGUACUUUGAAUUAGCUGUUCAGGAGUAGAGAACAGAUUGUUUCACUUGAUUUAGCAAAUGAGACUGUUGAGGAGGUGUUGCAACCAGAUUAUGAUGAUGGUGUGAAACUAGAAAAGUUGGGGAUUUUGGAAGAGAAUGGUGAAAUCCUGUUAGAUUGGAACACCUAAAAUCUACUUUGAGAGCCUAGUUUCACCUAUAGCUGGCAAUUGGCACACAGAAUGACACCGGUUGCAUAACAGAAGAGCAACAAAAAUCAUAAUCGAGUCUUGAGCUGCUGGCCACUACAAUAUGACAAAUCAUUCCUUUUGGAAGGCCUCUUUUGCUGAAUUUUUGAAACUUUCUCACAAAGUAUUGCAUAAAAAAGUAUGAUUAUGCAGCAUGCAGUUCCAACCAAAUAUGACCAUUAGUGAAUCAGAUGCUGCAAGGGCCAUUAAGAGGGAGAUGCCAGUUGCUCUCUUGCAGGCGUGUUAACCUCAAAUUAAUGAUCAACAGAAAGAGUUGAUAUUGGAUCUUGUGCAAAAGUCCAUUACUUGAAUCCUAAAUUAAUGCAUGGUUGAUACAGAACUGGACAAAGAUAAUGGGUCAAGAGAUGCCUAAGUUCUGGAAGAAGUGAAUGCAAUGGGAUGUAUCAGAAAUGUGUGGCUAAUUUGGAGAAUAUGCACAAAGCACAAUGGUUCAAGCUGAAGCUUCAAGGCCAUUUAAGGGUCAAUUUAGCCCCCUUUGAGAUUUUAGUUUUACUUGUCAACUUGUUCUUAAAUUAUUGCUAUACUUUUCUCUGCCUGUGUUUUUGUUUUUGUGUGUGUGUGUUUUUGUUUGAGUACAUGAGUAAGAAAUCAGCUCAAGUCCUUAGGAAAGGAGUCCCCAAUAAUGUCCCCAUGGAGGAUCAAGCUCAAACCUGCUGGAGGUGUCAUGAAAAGAGUUGUUCCCAGAGCCAUACUGUGGCCUAAAUGCGCCAUAUCCACUGUGUGGCGUCUAACACAAUGGCUCAAUGAAUGAAUUCAACAAGGAGUAAAUAUCAGCAAACAAGGACGAAGUAAUUCCAGUACCAACCGAUUGAGCUCGGACCAAUUGCACUACCAACAUGGAGUCCAUUUCAAGCACCAAAUGAAAAAUUCCCAAGGAACAAGCCAGCCUUAAACCUUCCCUACAUGCCCAUAGUUCCACCAUGAAGCUGGACGCGGUCCUGUUACAUCCCUAUAUUCAUUGCUAUGCUUUUCUUUUCAAAACAUAAAAAGCAGGCUUCUAAGUUUUAUGUAUGAUGCUACAACUCUGCGGUGAUAUUUUUGCUUGGUUUUUUCCUUUUCUUUUUUCAACAUUAGAGCUUAUUUUAAUGCUCUCUUGUGGAAUUCGUGAUAUGGAGAUCUGUAGUGGAUUAGUAUGUACAGGGGUUCAGAACAGCAGAUUUCCCUCGUUCCUGUUAUUUAUUUGAAGGAAGUGGGAUUGAUGGUGUGUUUCUGUCUGAAUUGGAAUUAGAAUUCUGCCAUUCUUGUAGCAGAUAGCCAUUAAGUUGAUGAAGAUGUCGGUUUUAGUUCACAACAAGAUGUAAUACAGAUGUUUUCUGAAC
Molecule: messenger RNA, 2271 nt
Organism: Rubroshorea leprosula
Lineage: Eukaryota; Viridiplantae; Streptophyta; Magnoliopsida; Malvales; Dipterocarpaceae
Source: the annotation of a GenBank genome assembly